GAAAUCAACUGCCAAGGUAGGUUGCCGUUGGAGAUCAAGGCGAGACACGUAUGAAAGCGAGCAGGCAUGGGCGAGGGCUUUAUCUCUCCACGCCACUCGCAGGUGCGGGUCCAAGACGCAGUAGCAGUAGGCUAGUUCCCAAGAAUUGCUGCCACUCACGGCUGUCCGCGGAGCGUAGUUCAGGCAGCUCGGAAAUUUCGGUUCUUGGAGGUCGAUGGCCGCGAGGGCGUUGAGGGAGGUGGGGAGGAGGAGGGGCUGGGCGGCGGAGGUCGGGCGGCGGUGCUUCUCCGGCGGGAGCGCGGGGGCGGCGGUGGCGGAGCCGAAGGAGGGGGGAGCGGGAGGAGGGAAGGCGGUGAACCUGUUCACGGCCGUCAACCAGGCGCUCCACAUCGCCCUCGACACCGAUCCGCGUGCUUAUGUCUUCGGAGAGGAUGUGGGUUUCGGCGGCGUGUUUCGCUGCACAACGGAGCUCGCCGAUCGCUUUGGCAAGAACAGAGUGUUCAAUACGCCGCUAUGUGAACAGGGUAUUGCUGGAUUUGCAAUUGGCCUAGCAGCAAUGGUUCUUUUCGUCAUUCUGGAUUGCUACUGCUACUUUCAAAUACUCGCUCUGCUGGACCUCAUGAUAAUUGUCAAUGAAGCAGCCAAAUUCAGAUAUCGAAGUGGAAAUGAAUUUAACUGUGGAGGCUUAACAAUUCGAACUCCUUAUGGUGCUGUUGGGCAUGGUGGUCACUACCAUUCACAGUCACCAGAGUCUUUCUUCUGUCAUGUUCCUGGACUCAAGGUUUUCUCUUCGGUUGUCAUACCACGAAGUCCACGCGAGGCUAAGGGGUUACUGUUGGCUAGCAUUAGAGAUCCAAAUCCAGUUGUAUUUUUUGAGCCAAAGUGGCUGUAUCGUUUGGCUGUUGAAGAAGUACCAGAGGAGGAUUAUAUGCUGCCCUUAUCUCAGGCAGAAGUGAUUAGGAAAGGCAGCGAUAUAACACUUAUUGGCUGGGGGGCUCAACUUGCAGUGCUUAAAGAAGCUUGUGAAGAUGCAGCAAAGGAUGGGGUAUCUUGUGAGCUCAUUGAUCUGAAAACUCUGAUACCGUGGGACAAGGAAACGGUAGAGGCCUCAGUAAAAAAGACUGGAAAGCUCCUCGCCAGCCAUGAGGCUCCAAUCACCGGGGGAUUCGGUGCGGAAAUUGCUGCAUCUAUCGCUGAGCGCUGCUUCCAAAGGCUCGAAGCGCCUGUGGCGAGAGUCUGCGGCCUCGACACUCCUUUUCCUCUCGUGUACGAACCGUUUUACAUGCCCACAAAGAACAAGGAAAUGCACCAGUGCAAGAGGCGUCAGGCACAGGCCCGGAGCACCGGACAGGGCAGCAUCCGAUGCGACGGACCACAGUUCACGAGAGGGACUUGGUUCCCAGCGCUCGGUCCCCAGCGCCACCACGUCGCGCACUCGAGUUCUGGACGCAACCGCCGAGCACGCGCCGCGCAGCACCAUAGAACGCCAGACAUCGAUCGCCGCUAGAUAUCGCUGGACGGGCACGAGUCGCGAGCAACCCACAGAGCCAGCAGAUAGGAUGGCCGACGCUGACAUCGCCGCCGUGGCCGCCGCCGCCGGCGGCACCGAGGCCCCAGCCCAGCCGCUGGCGGGGCGCGUGGCCAUCGUGACCGGCGCGUCGCGGGGCAUCGGGCGCGCCAUCGCGGCGCACCUCUCCUCCCUGGGCGCGAGCCUCGUGCUGGGCUACGCGUCGCGCGCCGACGAGGCCGACGCGCUCGCCGCGUCGCUGCCCCGCGCCGUGGCCGUGCGGGCGGACGUCUCCGACGAGGCCGGCGCGCGGUCGCUCUUCGACGCCGCCCGGUCCGCGUUCGGCGGCGCCGGGGCGCACAUCCUCGUGGCCAACGCCGGCGUGCUCGACGACGCGUACCCCACCGUUGCGGGCACCGCCACCGAGUCCUUCGACCGCGUGCUCGCAGUGAACCUGCGCGGCGCGUUCCUGUGUCUCCGGGAGGCGGCGAACCGCCUCCCCCGCGGCGGCGGCGGCGGCGGCGGGCGGAUCGUGGCCGUGACGUCGUCCGUGGUGGGGAGCCUCCCGCCGGGGUACGGGGCGUACACGGCGUCCAAGGCGGCCGUGGAGGCGCUGGUGCGGACGAUGGCCAAGGAGCUCAAGGGCACGCGCAUCACGGCCAACUGCGUGGCCCCGGGGCCCACGGCCACGGACAUGUUCUUCGCCGGCAAGAGCGAGGAGAUGGUGCGGCGCAGCGUGGAGAACAACCCGAUGGAGAGGCUCGGGGAGCCCGGCGACAUCGCGCCGGUGGUCGGGUUCCUCUGCACCGACGCCGCCGAGUGGGUCAACGGCCAGGUCAUCCGGGCCAACGGCGGCUACGUGUGAAUGUGUGAUUAUACUCCAUUAUUUCCGUAUUGUGUAGUAGCGUCUUUGUUAACCUUCUUUGCAUUUCCAUUUUCUUGUUCUUGAUGCCUUCUUUGUCCCGCACUGUGUUGCCAUCUUGUUGUCUUCAAACCUAGCAUUUUCUUUAGCAAUUGUGAAUUUCACUAUGUAUUGAGUGAGA
Molecule: messenger RNA, 2550 nt
Organism: Panicum virgatum (switchgrass)
Lineage: Eukaryota; Viridiplantae; Streptophyta; Magnoliopsida; Poales; Poaceae
Product: 2-oxoisovalerate dehydrogenase subunit beta 1, mitochondrial-like
Exons: 14
Coding region: 215-1507 (430 amino acids)
Biological process (GO): branched-chain amino acid catabolic process; response to nutrient
Molecular function (GO): catalytic activity
Source: RefSeq, a predicted model, not a curated record